This is a messenger RNA of Enhydra lutris kenyoni (northern sea otter), 2865 nucleotides long. RefSeq names its product synaptosome associated protein 91. The transcript has 30 exons. The record is from RefSeq and is a predicted model, not a curated record. Gene Ontology annotation, molecular function: 1-phosphatidylinositol binding; phosphatidylinositol-4,5-bisphosphate binding; clathrin heavy chain binding. Gene Ontology annotation, biological process: synaptic vesicle budding from presynaptic endocytic zone membrane; clathrin-dependent endocytosis; clathrin coat assembly. The coding region runs from base 109 to 2832 and encodes 907 amino acids. Gene Ontology annotation, cellular component: extrinsic component of presynaptic endocytic zone membrane; clathrin-coated pit; synaptic vesicle. Lineage: Eukaryota; Metazoa; Chordata; Mammalia; Carnivora; Mustelidae.
GUCAGGGCUUGGGUAUCCGAUUCAUCCCCUGGAGCCUGCGGGCUACGAGGAAGAAACGCCGCGGCGGGCAAGCGAGAGAAGAGGAGGUGAUAGACGCGGCCGGAGAAGAUGUCGGGCCAAACGCUUACGGAUCGGAUCGCCGCCGCUCAGUACAGCGUGACAGGCUCCGCUGUUGCGAGAGCGGUCUGCAAAGCCACCACUCAUGAAGUGAUGGGCCCCAAGAAAAAGCACCUGGACUAUUUGAUCCAGGCUACCAAUGAGACCAAUGUUAAUAUUCCUCAGAUGGCCGACACACUCUUUGAGAGGGCAACAAACAGUAGCUGGGUGGUUGUAUUUAAAGCUUUAGUCACAACACAUCAUCUCAUGGUGCAUGGAAAUGAGAGAUUUAUUCAGUACUUGGCCUCUAGAAAUACACUGUUCAAUCUCAGCAAUUUUUUGGACAAAAGUGGAUCCCAUGGUUAUGAUAUGUCUACCUUCAUAAGGCGUUAUAGUAGAUAUUUGAAUGAAAAGGCUUUCUCUUACAGACAGAUGGCAUUUGAUUUUGCCAGAGUGAAGAAAGGGGCCGAUGGUGUAAUGAGGACAAUGGCUCCUGAAAAGCUACUGAAGAGUAUGCCGAUACUACAGGGACAGAUUGAUGCACUGCUUGAGUUUGAUGUGCAUCCAAAUGAGCUAACAAAUGGUGUCAUAAAUGCUGCAUUUAUGCUUCUUUUCAAAGAUCUUAUCAAACUUUUUGCUUGCUACAAUGAUGGCGUUAUUAACUUACUUGAAAAGUUUUUUGAAAUGAAGAAAGGACAAUGUAAAGAUGCCCUAGAAAUUUACAAACGAUUUCUAACUAGAAUGACACGAGUAUCUGAAUUUCUCAAAGUUGCAGAGCAAGUUGGCAUUGAUAAAGGUGACAUUCCUGACCUCACGCAGGCUCCCAGCAGUCUUAUGGAGACCCUUGAACAGCAUCUAAAUACAUUAGAAGGAAAGAAACCCGGAAACAAUGAAGGAUCUGGUGCUCCCUCUCCGUUAAGUAAGUCUUCUCCAGCCACAACUGUUACGUCUCCUAAUUCUACACCAGCUAAAACUAUUGAUACAUCCCCACCGGUUGAUUUAUUUGCAACUGCGUCUGCGGCUGUCCCUGUCAGCACUUCUAAACCAUCUAGUGAUCUCCUGGACCUCCAGCCAGACUUUUCUUCUGGAGGGGCAGCAGCAGCUGCAGCACCGGCGCCACCCCCACCUUCUGGAGGAGCCACCGCAUGGGGAGACCUUUUGGGAGAGGAUUCUCUGGCUGCACUUUCCUCUGUUCCCUCUGAAGCACAAAUUUCAGAUCCGUUUGCACCAGAACCUACCCCUCCUACUACAACUUCUGAAAUUGCAACUGCUUCAGCCUCUGCCUCAACUACCACAACUGUCACUGCUGUCACUGCUGACGUCGAUCUCUUUGGAGAUGCCUUUGCAGCUUCUCCCGGGGAGGCCCCUGCAGCAUCCGAAGGGGCCGCCGCGCCAGCGACCCCAGCCCCCGUAGCCGCAGCCCUUGAUGCAUGCUCAGGAAAUGACCCCUUUGCCCCUUCUGAAGGUAGUGCAGAGGCUGCACCAGAGCUGGACCUCUUUGCAAUGAAGCCACCUGAGACCAGUGUUCCUGUAGUUACCCCUACAGCUAGCACAGCCCCUCCGGUUCCCGCCACUGCUCCUUCUCCUGCUCCCGCUGUCGCAGCUGCCACGGCUGCCACUACCGCCGCCACCGCCACCACUGCCGCCGCCACCGCCACCACCUCCGCUGCCACCACCGCCGCUCCUCCUGCUCUAGAUAUCUUUGGUGAUUUGUUUGAGGCCCCUCCGGAAGUCGCCGCGGCGCCUAAGCCGGAUGCUGCGCCUAGCAUAGACCUGUUUGGGACAGAUGCUUUCUCCUCUCCACCACAAGGGGCCUCUCCUGUGCCUGAGAGUUCUCUCACUGCUGACCUCUUAUCCGUGGAUGCAUUUGCGACACCAUCUCCUGCAACCACUGCCUCUCCAGCAAAGGUGGAUUCUUCAGGUGUGAUAGACCUUUUUGGGGAUGCAUUUGGAAGUAGUGCUUCUGAACCCCAACCUGCACCUCAGGCUGCUUCUAGUUCAUCAGCGUCGGCAGACCUACUAGCUGGGUUUGGGGGUUCUUUUAUGGCUCCUUCUCCAUCACCAGUGACUCCAGCUCAGAAUAACCUGCUACAGCCCAACUUUGAGGCAGCUUUUGGAACAACGCCUUCAACUUCUAGCAGCAGCUCCUUUGACCCAUCAGUGUUUGAUGGUCUAGGUGAUCUACUGAUGCCAACCAUGGCACCAGCUGGGCAGCCUGCACCCAUUUCAAUGGUACCCCCCAGUCCAGCUAUGGCAGCAAGCAAAGCCCUUGGGAGUGACCUUGACUCAUCUCUUGCCAGCUUAGUAGGCAAUCUUGGAAUUUCUGGUACCACAUCCAAAAAGGGAGAUCUUCAGUGGAAUGCAGGAGAGAAGAAGUUGACUGGUGGAGCCAACUGGCAGCCGAAGGUAGCCCCCGCAACUUGGUCAGCAGGCGUCCCACCAAGUGCACCUUUGCAAGGAGCUGUACCUCCAGCCAGUUCCGUUCCUCCUGUUGCCGGGGCCCCAUCUGUUGGACAGCCUGGAGCAGGGUUUGGAAUGCCUCCUGCUGGGACAGGCAUGCCCAUGAUGCCUCAGCAGCCAGUCAUGUUUGCCCAGCCCAUGAUGAGGCCACCCUUCGGAGCUGCGGCUGUACCUGGCACACAGCUUUCUCCAAGCCCUACACCUGCCACUCAGAGUCCCAAGAAACCUCCAGCAAAGGACCCAUUAGCGGAUCUUAACAUCAAGGAUUUCUUGUAAACAAUUUAAGCUGCAAUUUUUGUGACUGAAUAG